Molecule: messenger RNA, 3779 nt
Organism: Drosophila persimilis
Lineage: Eukaryota; Metazoa; Arthropoda; Insecta; Diptera; Drosophilidae
Exons: 11
Coding region: 346-2586 (746 amino acids)
Source: RefSeq, a predicted model, not a curated record
GCUGGAAAAGCUUUGGCUCUGGCUUUGGCCAGGAAACGGUUCAGUCUACUUUGAGAUUCCUGGCCAGCAACGACACGACAUCCGACAGUGGCCGCGGCGCGUGCUCCAAAAAACAAAAAGGAAGGCUGGAAAAACGCCAGCAGCAAGGAGCUGUAGCUGUGGCUGUGGCUGUAACAGUUUCCACCAAAGUCUAGGAAAACAAGUCCGAAGGAGGCGCAUUUAAGUGGUAGCUUGCUUUUUUGGGCUAAGCAAGCGAUUCGUGCGAUUCUAUCCAUGUGCUGCGAGUAUAUCUGGCACGGACCCCUAUGAACACUAUGAACGAGGUCUGGCAAUGAUGAUAGUAGCAUGACGCGCGACGGAGAAAUUCCAGCCAUUUUCAAUCCGAAACGGGUCCGCACACCUGCCGUGGUAGUCACCGGAGACUCAUCGACAAAUGUCCCCUACAGCAACAAUAACAAUAACAACAACAACAACAGUGGGACUGGGACGGGCACGGGGACGGGGCCGGGGGCCAGCAGCAGCAGCUCGGGAGGCACAGCUGUCGCAGCAGGAGGGGGAGGUGGCACUGGCGCUGGAGCGACAGGCGGCUGCGGCUUCAGCAAUGUGCUCACAUCGAGCAAUCCGCAAAUAACCCACCAAGACUCGAUCUCGUCGAGCCAGCAGGAUCCCAAUGAGGUAAUCAUCAUACCAGCGGACACCCCCACGGGGCCACCCGGCAGCCACAAUGCACAACACCACUUCGGAGGCGACUCGAGUGACACGCAAACCGGACUCGACUCCCAGCAGCAGCAGCAGCAGCAGCAGCCGAAUGGCCAUGGGGAGGAGCCGGAGCUGCGCUUCAGAAAGCUGCAGGCCUGCAAGGAGUCCUGCUGCUCGGAGCUGGCCCGCAAGAUGUACUUCGGGGUGUGCGUGACCAUCCUGAUGACCGCCUCAUGGGUGGGGGCCACGCACUGCAUCAAGUACAUGUACAAGUACCGGGCGCCCUACGAUGACGUGCUCAACGAUGACCAGGACACGUCAUCGAGUCGGGCCGAGCUGAGCGCCGAGCUGGAGGAAAUAAUGGCCAUCAGCGACUCGUCGCUGCAUCACGUCGAGGACGCCACCGAGAUGUUCAAUAUACCACCGCGCCAACCCGUCUAUUUCAGUGCACCGUUUUUUGCCGCCUGGUUUUUUACCAACUUUUCACUGCUCUUCUUCCCGAUCUACAUCCUGGGCCUCGUUUCCACGCGCAAGUGCGACAAGCUGAGCGAGGUCCUGGGCGAUGUGCUGAGAGGAUUCCGGGAGCGCGGCUUCACCGUGGGUCGCUUCCUGAAUCGCUGCCUCUCGUUUUGCAUUUUGUGGCUGGUCACCACCUACCUGUAUACGCUCUCCCUGAACGUGCUCUAUGCCACGGAUGCCCUGGCCCUGUUCGCCACCAAUGUGGCCUGCGUCUAUCUGCUCUCCUGGGUGAUCCUGCACGAGCAGUUCGUGGGCGUUCGCAUUGUCGCCAUCAUUCUGUGCGAUACGGGAAUCGCACUGCUCGCCUACAUGGACGGCAUCACCGAGAGUCGGACUCUGAGCGGCGUCGUUCUGGCCACACUGGCCGGCGCCGGCUAUGCCGUGUUCCGGGUUAUGUUCCGCAAGGUGAUGGGCGAUCCGCCGGUGGGCCAAAUCGCCUUCAUUUUCACCGCCCUGGGCUUCCUCAACGCCCUCCUGCUCUGGCCAGUGGUGCUGGCGCUCUACCUGACUGGCACGGAAAGCCUCACAUCGGAGAGCAUACCCUGGAACCUGCUGCUCGCAGCGAGCGUCCUGCUCUUGGUUUUCCACGUUCUGAUGCAGUUCAGCGCCGCCGUAACGUACAACAUGUUUGUGACAUUGGGUCUGAUUACCGCUGUGCCCGUUUCUGGUGCCCUCGAUGUCAUACUGUACAGUGCCAACUUUGCGGGCAUGAAGCUGGCCGGGGUCAUACUGAUUGGCAUCGGGUUCUUCCUGGUGAUGUUCCCCGAGAACUGGCCCGACUACAUAACGCGACUGCUGCGAAAGAGCGUUCGAGCCAUACUCCGUUACCAAUGUUGUUGUGAAUUAGCCGAAAUUCGCUAUGCUCAUUCGAAGCAUCAUAAUGCUGGGUCACAACGCGAGAUGGGGUCGCGGCCCUCGGAGCGGUACUUCAACAGGUCAGCAUCCCACCACUAUCGAUUAUCGGACGGGAUACAUAAGGUCCCAUCUUCGUUCACCCUCUGGCCGUGUGAGAUGACUGAUCUAUCGCCAACAACCAGCGGGUACCUGCAUGGCAGCGUCAACGCACAGCAUCACCAGCAACUUUUACAGCAACAGCAACAACAGUCCCAUCAGCAGCACCACCGACAGCACCACCAGCAGCACCUGCAGCGCCAGCACUCGCACACCUCGCUCACCAAGAUCCAUCGCCAGAGCAGCAGUCACAGUGUCCAUGGCGGUGGUCGGUCGGUGGCUGCCGGCACCACGGGUCGACUAUUCUCCUAUUUUGGCAACGAGCACGAGCAUGAGCGAAAGAAGUCCGAGACGUCGUUCUUCAAUCUGGGAUUCCGACGGAAGUCCACGGUGGUCUAUUAUGCCCCAACCGAUUAGGGGGACGGGGACUCUUAGCUCAGGCAUAUCAAACAGUACGAGAAAAUACAAUCAUUCCGUGUUUAAGGAAUUAAUAGAUGUUUGCACCUUUAGGAGAUACAAUAUCCAUGUCGAGGUCGUAUCCGAUUAUACCAUAUUAUUGUCGUUGUUGUUGAUGUAAAAGUUUAUUCGGAACACAUGCAGUUACAAUUUUGCUCAAAUAUAACACAUUUAAAUGCUACAGUUACAGCUACAGAUACAGAUACCUGCACCCAUAUGCAGUUCAAAUCCGGUCAAAUGAAUCCAGGCUAUGGCCCACAAUCACGCCUAAGCCCAUGCCAUGCCACGCCACGCCACGCCUUCAGUCUCAAACCCAAACUAAAUGAGAAUGAAACCAAACCCAUGAAUCGAGCACCAAAACCAAACCAAAACGAGCUCAAAAGUGCCCCAAAUGUUAACUAUACUCGUAAAUGGUUCUAAUUUAAUACUCAUAAUUAUUACGAAAUUGUGUAAGGAAUCGAAGCCAAUUGUUUUUAGCAAUUAUAUACAUAUACAUACGUACGUGAAUAGUCAUGGAUAAUGUUUUAAAGUGGAUCCACUCAAUGGCACACCACACCUUAAGAAGGAAACGACAACGCUAGCCUCGAUCGAACAAGAGAGAACCCAAGUAACUUAAGGCAAUUAGUUUAUAGACUUUCAGCAACCAAAUUGAGAUUCACUUGGCUAAGGAAAACCCAUUAAACUGUAAGCUCGUAUACCCAAGAGGUUUUUCAUUUUAGACUCCGACUGUGUGCAUUUUGGAUUGGAUGUUUUGUUAGCGAGUCAAGAACAAAUUGAAGUAUUAGUAUUUUUUAAACGUUUAUGUGUUGUUCGUAAUUUGUAAUUCGAAGUGUUGUAGAGUCGAAAUGAAUCAACGAGGAAACUGUUGUAUUAACGUGGCCGGCUCUCGUAUGACCCCCCCAUUCGAGGAUCCAGUCUCUACACCUCUUCUGGGGCAUACAGACCUGAGCUAUAUUGUACUUUGUUGUGUAGCCACAUCCAAUAAUUGAUUUGUGAUAGUUUUUAAAAAUGUUUGAUAACCAACUGCAUACACAUACUGUAGCCCCCGACUUUUACCUGCCCGCCCACACACAGAGAGGCAACGGUGUAGCUGGGAUGUAUUUAGAACACACACAAAACUGAACACGAAAUAAAUACAUAGUUGAAAACAAGGA